Molecule: messenger RNA, 2934 nt
Organism: Crotalus tigris (Tiger rattlesnake)
Lineage: Eukaryota; Metazoa; Chordata; Lepidosauria; Squamata; Viperidae
Gene: RIT1
Product: Ras like without CAAX 1
Exons: 5
Coding region: 137-760 (207 amino acids)
Biological process (GO): Ras protein signal transduction
Cellular component (GO): plasma membrane
Molecular function (GO): calmodulin binding; GTP binding; GTPase activity
Source: RefSeq, a predicted model, not a curated record
CACCGUCGGCGCCGCCGCCAUUUUGUCCGCCUCAGCGGGCGGGAAGAAGAUGAGGCGGAGUGUCGCGCUCCGUCCCGUGAGGCAAAUUCAGGGCCAUUGACGGCCUAGAGGGGCCCGGGAGGCCUCUCCAGGCGGGAUGGAGCCCUCCGGGCCGCGGGGCCCGGCGGGACUCGUCUCGGGCCCGCCCGGGGGGCAGCCCCGGGAGUACAAGCUGGUGAUGUUGGGCGCCGGCGGGGUCGGGAAGAGCGCCAUGACUAUGCAGUUCAUCAGUCAUCGUUUCCCGGAAGACCACGAUCCCACUAUCGAGGACGCUUACAAAAUGCGGAUCCGGAUUGACGACGAACCUGCUAAUCUGGAUAUUUUGGACACUGCAGGCCAGGCCGAAUUCACCGCUAUGAGAGACCAGUACAUGCGGGCUGGUGAGGGGUUUAUCAUCUGCUACUCGAUCACGGAUCGCCGGAGUUUUCACGAAGUCCGGGAGUUUAAGCAGCUCAUCUACCGCGUCCGGCGCACGGACGAGACUCCGGUGGUCCUGGUGGGCAACAAGUCUGACCUCACUCAACUCAGGUCUCCAAGGACGAAGGCUGUUCGUUGGCCCAGGAGUUCGGCUGCCCUUUUUUCGAAACCUCCGCCGCCUUUCGCUACUACAUCGACGACGUAUUUCACACCCUGGUCCGGGAAAUCCGACGGAAGGAGAAGGAGAGUGUCAUGGCUCUGGAGAAGAAGUCCAAGCCGCGUCCGAGUGUUUGGAAAGCCUUGAAAUCGCCCUUCCGGAAGAAGAAAAAUUCCGUAACCUGAAUUCUCCCCCCCACCCCAAAAAAGGCCUCCCUUAAGCAGAGGAGCGAUCCGCUCUGCAGAGAGAGAGAGGCAAAACAGCCCGGCAGCUUUUUGACUCUUUGUUUCUUCUGAGUGUGUAAAUCUGAACUCCUGACCCGUGCAAAAAACCUUCAAAGGCCGCUCUUCCACCAAACCCUUUUCCUUGGGCGGGUCUGCUCGCCGUUUCUGCCCGUCCAGCCCGAGCAGGCUGGCCAAACAAGGAAGCAAUCGACCUAGAAACGGACAAACCAUCUUUGCAAACAAGCCACCUCGGCUUUGCUCGGUGGCUGUGCCCGAUUCGGUCUCGGCUUGGCGUUUCGGCCGCGAUUUGGAGGAAUCUUGGCUUUUGAUGUGGGUUAGGGUGACCCUCUUUAGAAGCAGUCCAACUCCUUAAUCUUGUGGGGCGAGGCGAAGGGGGCAGACGGACGUACUGUAAACCAGGUUUUUGAUUUCUCGCUCGGUGUAUGGGAUCCAAACGGGCCUGGCGUUGUGAGGAAGAAUUGCACAGCUUCCACAGCUUGUGCAGUCUUUCCUGUCGAAAUUUUGCUUUAGCAUCUGUUUCUCAUGCCGCCUCUUUCCCGCGCUCGUGCCCGGGUCUGCAAAGAUGGGAUUCCCUUGCAAAGUGGGAACUGUCUGCAGUUUAUGUCACUUGAACAGAAGAACAGAGUGGGAAGGGAGCUUGGAGGCCUUCUAGUCCAGCCCUCAGAAAACAGAAAAGUGUUUUUUUUCUUUUUGUCAGAUUCUAUCACUUUGGCAUGAACAAGGGAGACCGAAGGAUCAGGGUCGUGCUCUGGUAAAUGGCAGCAAGGGAUGCUGAGGGGCAGUAAGGGGAUGUGAUUAAUUGGAGGCGUAAAGUUGUAGCAGGUGUAAUUGGACGUGUAAAGUUGGCGUAGGGCAAGUUGUGUUCAGCCGGAGAAAUGAGAGAGCUGGUAAACCCCACGUUGGGAGAAUGGAAAGGUGUUGAAUUUGCUUGUGUCAAGAUUUGUAGCAUCACUCACAAGGCGUGUUGUGUUGGUAGCAGAGUCUUGAAAGAUUUUGGCCAUGCUGAGCCAAGGGGCCCAGCAGCACUCAGCCUGCUUUUAUGGAAGAGUUUGGAGCAGGUUCCCCCCUUCCCCCCGGGGUGCUGUGUGGAUGGACCCCAAAAUGGAGCCCACAGAAAGGAAUAGGGAGGUUUUGAUAGGCGUGCAGGUGGUAUGAGAGGGAGGCUGCCCUGGAAAUGAAAAAAGGCUGAGUCGGGGUCGGAGAAUUGUGUGUCUCGGAAGUCUUGAAAUCCCCCCCCCCAAGUGGGGCAAUUUUUAUAGAGUGUUGUAAGUGUUGUGUGUGGUUUACACAGAGUCGGGAAAUGUCACAGCCCCUUGCCAAAUUUCUCCUGUUUAAAAAAAAAUGGCAGAAAAUAAUGGAUCUUUUUACUUUCCCAAGAGAUUGAAUAAGCCUUAGAUAUUUCUUCUAGGUGAAUUUGUAUUGCUUUUGGAUUUUCAAAUGUUACCGAUUAUCGUGUUUGAUAUAUGUAUGUAUUUAUAGACUCUUAUGGAGAAAUUGGGUAGUUGGGGAAGAGGAAAACGACAUUCCAUUUAGCGAGAGUUAUUUUGAAUGUAUUUUAUUGACUGUAGCAAUAUACGGUAUAUUUAAAAUUAGUAAAUUAAUGUUACGAACAAUGCUGGAUACUUUCCAUAGCUAUUAAUUUAGGAGCAGAUUAAAUCUAAUUUUAAUUUUUAUACCAUCGCAUACCUGUAUAAUGUAGAUAUGUUCAAGUUUUUUUUAAGAGACUACAUGUAGUUCAACGUAAAUAACGUCACUAACAUUUGUGACCGAAGGAGUCACAAUCUCAGUUCUCUUUUCAUUGUCAAGUUCUCAUUCCGGAAAAAAAUGACUUGAAGCAAGAAUGAAUUGUAGCAGAUCCAAAGCCUGCUUUUUAAGCCAAACUUUUUUUUUAAAGCAACUUUCUUAAUUUGUGCCUUAGCAGAAUUCAAUAUUUUGUGGUGCUAAUGGUGAAAUCUUUUUUUUUUUUCCUAGCAUGAUUACAUCUUACUAUUAAGCACUUUCUUUGGACACAAUUCCUAUCUUUUAUGGUUCACGUAUAUAUUGCACUUGAUACAAUAAAUAUUUUUUUAAGCCUUA